Molecule: messenger RNA, 3269 nt
Organism: Terrapene triunguis (Three-toed box turtle)
Lineage: Eukaryota; Metazoa; Chordata; Testudines; Emydidae
Gene: FAM222A
Product: family with sequence similarity 222 member A
Exons: 3
Coding region: 129-1454 (441 amino acids)
Source: RefSeq, a predicted model, not a curated record
GACAUUUGCAAGCCGAGAGGGGAAGGUCGCUGCGCGGCCGAUGGUAACGCGCCGUGCUUUAUUGCAGCCCUCGGCAAGCGUGAGGGUCUCCAGUCGUGACUCCAGCAGCGCUCUCCAACACUUGGACCAUGUUGGCCUGUCUCCAGAGAACCCAGAACCCGCCAGCCCAGCACCUCGCAUGUCCAAACAAGACCCUGGAGCCGCGGAAGUGUGAAACGGCGGCCUCCAUGCAUUCCCCACGCUACCCCAGCCCAGCCGAACUGGACGCCUAUGCACAGAAAGUCGCCAACAACCCCCUAACCAUCAAGAUCUUUCCCACCAACAUCAGGGUCCCCCAGCACAAGCACCUUAACCGGACGGUCAAUGGGUACGACACGACAGGGCAGCGCUACAGCCCCUACCCCGUGCAUUCCAGCGGCUACCAGGGCCUCCUGGCCAUCGUAAAGGCCUCGAGCAAAAGCAUCGUGAAGAACUCGGAGGGCAAGCGGACUAAGAUGUCUCCAGCGCAGGUGGCCAUUGCCCCCUACCCAGUGUCAAGCACUUUAGCGCCAGGCCCCUCAUGCGCCGGGCACUUGAAUUAUCACAGUACUCAGAAGCAGCUUGAGGCGCCAGUCCCCCCAAACGUGACCGUAGCUACGUCCGUGAUCCCGCUCGCAGGCCGGAACCUGGCCCUGCAGCAGUCCAACUUGCCCUCGAUCCAGAGCAUCAUCUACCAGCUCAAUCAGCAGUGCCAGGCCCAGGGCUCCCAGCAGGCCUGCCACGGGGUGGUGGUGACCGACCCCAGCCCAGCUAAGCACGGCGCGGCCAGUGGCUUCGCUAGCAUGGCGACGGCGGGCGCUGCCGUGGCCUAUGCCGGUGCCGUCCUGCCCGACUGCCGCAAAGGUGCUGAACUCGCCAUAAGCGCCAACCCGGCCAUGACCGUCGGCCCCAAGGCCGGCAUCUACCCGGACGGCAUGGAUUACCUUAUCUGGCAGCAGAAACAGCAGCAGCUCCGAAUGUACAGCGGGGGCAGCGGAGGGGGGGGCGCCGUCAGCAAGUCCCCAGAGACGUGUGCGGGGGUCUCGCGCCCCUACACCCUGACGGGCGCAGUGGAGAAGGUGAGCUCCUCCCCUUUGAACUGCGUGGCCAUGCACGGCAACUUCUCGGUGGGCCAGUAUUUUGCCCCCCCUUGGAACAGCAUCUUGGUCACCCCCAACAGCGACUGUUACAACCCCCAGGAGCUCGCCAACGGGCACCGCGAGCUCGGCGUGCCCCCCUCCGACGGCCUGUCCAGCAAAACGCUCUGCAAUACCUCCAUCCUCAGCAGCAGCCUCCAGUCGCUGGAGUAUCUCAUCAAUGACAUCCACCCGCCGUGCAUCAAAGAGCAGAUGCUGGGGAAGGGCUACGAGACAGUGUCUGUGCCAAGGCUCUUGGACCAUCAACACGCCCACAUUCGCCUGCCCGUCUACAGAUAAGAGCCUGGCGCUGCUUUCCAAACAAAGGGCCAUGGUGGGAACUUGACUGGCAUCCAUUCUCCUCUCCGGCACCGCCAGGGUCUGUGGCGAAACAAAGCGAGGGCUCGGGGGGGGGGGCGUUCACGAAAGGGGCUGGGGGGCCCCAAAGACGCUGGAAUUAAUUGGGGUCAUUGAACUGGAUACACCUGAAACCCGCUGGAAGCCACGGACGAAGGAAUGCUUGUUUCUAGAGCUCUGAAAUGGUCAUUUCAUUUCCACGAAUGUGAACAGGGAAUCGCUACAAGUUGCUGCUAUCCAGGGAGAGAAGGUUUCGCUCUGUGUGCGUGCGCGCGUGUGCGAGUGCGUGUCUGUGUGCGUGCGCCAGGCGGAUCUGCAUGUGGGAGAACCCCCAAUUCUCUCCUGCGCUGAGUCCCUAGGAGAGUUUUAAGUAAAAGAAGAGCUCCAACCCCCCGAUAAUUCCAUGCCAUUGCAGCUUGGUCAUGACCAGAAAGAGCUAAUGCCUAAUUUCUAGUUGAAGUCCAUAACUUGCACUGCUUUGAGUAAAGCUAAUAAUUGGGGACAGUCUGGAGGCUAUUUAAGAAAAAGAAAAACACUUGAAAACUUGAACAGAUUUUUUUUUAGUUAAAUAUACUGUACAUUUAUGUGUUGGCUGCUACAGAGUCUCUUCCUCCACUCCCUCCCCCGCCCACCCCCAUUGCUUGGGCCUAGUCUGUUACUUUCAUUAAACCAUACGUUUUUGAUGCUUUCUCAGUGAAAAGGUUUCAUUGCCUAGUUGCCCACACGGUGGGGGGAGAGCCACAUUAAGCUAAGGAGCCAGGGACCUGGAUGAGCAAAAAGGGCACCAAGUUAAGGAUAUUUUACCCUCCUCGUUGUUCUUGCAGUUUUCCAAGCAUUUCCCUAGCCCCUGUGGUAAAGAGAGCGUCUGAGAGGGCAGAAGCAAAAUGUGACUUAUCUCGGACAGAUCCAAGGCAGGGCCCCUGUUCUAAUUUGUAAAAGAAUCCACACCCGCUUAACAAACGCACCCUCACCCCAUCCCAAAUAGAAGAGCUUGUGAUCUCCCUCCACCGCUCUCCAACCAGCUGAUCAUCCGCUAAUCCGGCUGGGCACAAACGUAAAUCUAGCUGAGCACCCGGCAAAGCAAUUUCUUUUUUAUUAUCAGGAGAUGAAUGGGGAGCCAUUAUGGUGUCUCCAGGCUCUGGGAAGUCUGCUCAGAGGAGUGGUCCGUCUCCCCUCCCCCAUCCCCAUCCUCUACCCAGGUCCCGUCACAGGAACAUUAUGAAUUCUAAGAUUUCCGAGGUUGUUUUUUUUUCUUUACUGUCAAUUAUACCUUUGUUCUGUUGUAGAGGCAACUUGCAGGUGAAGAGAAGUAGAAUCACAUUUAAUACAUCUACUCAUUGUACCAGGUUGUAAUUUGCAUACUUUAUUUUCUUUUUUAAACAGUUCAAAAAUGUUCAUUAUGGUCUGUUAUUCAGUAUGUGUAAUUAUGUGUUUAAUAGAUUUAUUCAUUUAAAAAAAGCGGUUCUACAUUACAGAAAAUACAAAGUUUUUUGAUGUUUAAAGGAAAAAAAACCCACCCCAAUGAAACCCAAUGUGAUUGUGCUCAGAAAAGAGGUACUGUAUCCUUAAAAGGCCUGUUCAAGCACUAAGUGCAUUUAGAAAUCUCUGAGAAUGUUUUUUUUAUACUAAAAUUGACCAUUAUAUUCUACUGUGAGAAGUGCUGUCUGCACUAUAUUGUUUUAAAAAUGAGAGAAAAUGGAAAAAAAACAAAACAAAACCCACAAGCUGUGUGUCCGAAUGUUGUUUUCCCAAAGUAAA